Haliotis rubra (blacklip abalone) is the source of this 1485-nucleotide messenger RNA. RefSeq names its product cysteine-rich secretory protein 2-like. The coding region runs from base 53 to 1363 and encodes 436 amino acids. Lineage: Eukaryota; Metazoa; Mollusca; Gastropoda; Lepetellida; Haliotidae. The transcript has 16 exons. The record is from RefSeq and is a predicted model, not a curated record.
CUUCUUGUCAUUAUUUGAAGAGACUUCCCAAGUUCGCCAGUCAUUAAGACAUAUGACCAUGUUGUUGCUGGUGACGUUGAUGGUGACGGUGUUGCUUCAGGGGACGCUGUCUAUAGAAGACAAGUAUAAAACGUUGCUUCUCAAACUCCACAACGACGCCAGGGCAAACGAAGGAGGCUCCGACAUGAAUCAGUUGGUGUGGGAUGACCAGCUUGAGAAAGAAGCAAGGGCCUGGGCCAACCGCUGUGUAUUUGAACAUCAGAUGAAAGGAAGGGGGGAGAACCUUGCCUUUAACACAAAGACGAUUCCUGAGUCGGAACUGACCAAGAUCGCCUUUAAGGGUUGGUUUGAUGAAAAGAACAUAUACUCGUACGGGCAGUACUCGUGCGGGGCAAGCUGUCAUUACACACAGCUGGUAUGGGCCACGACAAGGCGGGUUGGUUGUGCUAUGAAGCGGUGUGAAUACUUAGUUCAGGGUACCGCCAAAGCCUGGUACCUUGUAUGUUUCUACGACCCAGCAGGCAACAAGAUGGGCGUGAAGCCAUAUCAACGGGGUAGUUCGUGUAGCAAAUGUAGAGACGACCAGACUUGCAGCAACCGCCUGUGUGCAGGUGGGUCUGACCCGUGCGAGGACCUGGACGAUAACUGCGACAUGUGGGCCAACACGAUGAACCAGUGCACACAGAACAAAGAAUUCAUGAAGGAUUCGUGUGCCCGAGCUUGUAAAUUCUGCAAAGGAGGUGGUGGCGGUAAACCUACUAAAGGUGGCAGAAAACCAACUAAAGGUAACACGAAGCAGAAACCAUCAGGUGAGAACUGUGUUGACUCCGACAGACGGUGUCCCUCUUGGGCCAAAAGCGGCCACUGUACCAGAAGCGCACGUUACAUGAAAUCUACAUGUAAAAAGUCUUGCAACAUCUGUGGGGGAGGUGCGACCAAAGGAGGUAAGAAAGAGGAGAAACCUAAAACUAAGAACCCGAAGACAGAUGAAUGCCGAGACAAAGUCCGGUCUUGCAAACGAUGGGCGGGGCAAAAUCAUUGUGUAAGAAAUCCGGCCUACAUGAAGAUCAAAUGUCCCAAAUCCUGCAAUACUUGCUAUGAUGAAACUACGUGUUAUGACAAUCACGGUAACUGCCGCUCGUGGGCAGAACACGGUGAAUGUGAUCGAAACCCUGGCUGGAUGCACAAAUACUGUCAAAGAUCGUGCGGGCAGUGUGCAGAUACUUCAUCUGGGGACAGAGGAGGUAACUCUGCGUGUAGGGAUAAGAACGCCAGUUGUUCUGUAUGGGCUGGAAGAGGGGAGUGCCGGGCCAACCCGCGCUAUAUGAACAGGAAUUGCAAGAAGUCCUGCAACACGUGUUGAACACUACAUCUGACAUGAUGCACUGGACUGGAUUCAUCCACAAGUUCAGCUUUAAGACAAUUCAUUAUGAUAUUUACAUGGUACCGUCGAUAAUUCACACAUUAAACAAGAUUGAGCUUCAA